UGUCCUAAAAUAAUCACGAUUAAAAAUUAUAUCUCUGCAUCUUUUUAUAGGAAUGAUUCCAAUGUACUUUUCUUGACUUAUGAGGAAAUGAAAGAAGAUAUAACUGGUGCCAUUUUAAAAAUAGCAUCGUUCAUCGAUGACUCUUCAUAUGCAGAAACCCUUCGAAAUGAUCCAGAAAUAUUGAAUAACAUUAUAAAAUUCAGCAGUUUUAAUUACAUGAAAAACACAGUAAAUAAACAGGUGGAGCAAUUCAUGUCAAUGUCUAAAGAAGAAAUAAUGAAUUCUUCUAUGACCAGCCAUUUGAAGAAGGUGCUCAUUUCUUUUGUGCAUCCAAGUCUGGAGAAAAUUUCUAGGGAGAAAGAAGAGAACAGCUAUUUCGUACGAAAGGGAAUCAUUGGCGACUGGAAAAAUUACUUUUCUGAGGAUCAGAGCAGACGUAUGGAUGAGAAAUUUGCUGAGAGAAUGAAAGGCACCGAUUUGGAAAGUCUGUGGAAAAAUUACAUGUAACUGUUUCUCCGAUGAUUUGAAACUAAUGAAGAGAACUGAGAAUGAUCUUAAAGCUUUUUGAGUACUUCAGUUAUUUAAGCAAUAAAUUAUUAUUAUUAUGCUUGA
Messenger RNA from Stegodyphus dumicola, 612 nucleotides. Its product is annotated as amine sulfotransferase-like. Gene Ontology annotation, molecular function: sulfotransferase activity. The record is from RefSeq and is a predicted model, not a curated record. Lineage: Eukaryota; Metazoa; Arthropoda; Arachnida; Araneae; Eresidae.